Molecule: messenger RNA, 3314 nt
Organism: Astyanax mexicanus (Mexican tetra)
Lineage: Eukaryota; Metazoa; Chordata; Actinopteri; Characiformes; Acestrorhamphidae
Product: butyrophilin subfamily 2 member A2
Exons: 14
Coding region: 214-1944 (576 amino acids)
Molecular function (GO): protein binding
Source: RefSeq, a predicted model, not a curated record
UAUAACUGUAUACUGUAUACUGUUUUUCUCCUGCUGUUCUGCCCUUUUAGACUAUUUUAGACCACAGUGUAGCGAGUGCUGCGAAAGGAUUGAGGGAAAGCGAAAGUGAAAGUAUGCUACUAUAGGUCGUUAAUGCAGGAGUAUCGUCAUUAUUAUCAGAGAGGUUUUCUUUAAGAGAUUCAGCUCAAUAAUCACUAGAGUGUGAACUGCGCCAUGGAUAAAGCUCUUCUGGUAAAGAUGGUUGGGAGGUGGCUGUUUCUGCCUCUGCUCCUCAGUCAUGUGUCUGCUCAGUCGUUCUCUGUGGUGGUUCCUCUAACUCCAGUCUCAGGUCUGCUUGGAGGCUCGGUGACUCUGCCCUGUGCUCUCUCAGACAAUCUGGAUGCAAGAAAGUUAGAGGUGCGCUGGUACCGUCCCUCCAUGUACAGCAGUCCGGCUCUACUCUACCUAAACGAGAAGCUGGAUCUCUCUGUAGCAGAUAUAAAGUACCGGGGCAGAGUGUCCCUGCCAGGACCGCUGGAGAAAGGGGACGUAUCUCUGAAACUGGACGACCUCAGACCCUCAGAUAUAGGAACGUACAUGUGCCAUGUUAGCAGUGACAGGUGGUACGAGAAGAGCAACAUGUCUCUUACAAUACAAGCUGUGGGCUCCAGUCCCAUCCUCUCCAUGCUCGAUGCAGGAGGAGGAAAGGUGAAUGUUUCUUGUCAGUCACAUGGUUGGCUACCAAAACCAUCGCUCACCUGGAGAGACAGUGACGGGAGCAGCCUGAAUCCUCCCAAUAAACACACAUCCACAAAAGUUUCUGAGGGGUUGUUCAGUGUGAGCUCCUGGAGGCUCUUCACUUCCUCUGAGUCCAGUUGGGUCUCCUGCUCUGUGGCUUUGCCUGAUUCUGUUGGGAUGAUAAGAGAAAGCAGAUUGACGCCACAUCUUCCAACAGGAACAUGGAAAGGAGCCUUCAUUGGAACUCUCAUCCUCUUGCUGCUGUUCAUCAUUGGAGUUGGAGUGUAUUUUGUGGUACUAAAAAAAGGUCGGAUUGGAUCUGAAAGAAAGAAGACAGAAGGUGGAGAAGAAGCUGCAGCACAGAUGAAGCCACUACUGAAACAUGAACAGACUAAUCCUCCACAGUCUGUGUUCACAGAAACUCAGAUAGUGAUUGAAGUGGAGGAACAGCAGCCGCUUCAACCUCAGACUGAAGAUACUCCUCACCAGCCUACAGAGUCUACAGGAGGAAAUAAUGAUCAAGAUCCUCAAAGAAACCAGACCUCACCACCUCCUGCAGGAAGAGAUCAGGAUCAGAAUGCUGAAGCAAACCACAAUUCAUCACCACCUGCAGGAGGAAAUAAUGACCAAGAUCAUCAACUAAAUAUGAACUCUGCACCACCUGCAGCUGAGUGGAAGCAGGUGAAAAGGUUUAAAGUGAACAUCACCAUAGACUCAGCAGAAACUCCGAAGUUCUUCAGAACAUCACACGGAGGAACAAGAGUGCACUGCACUCAACCUAAAGAGAAUCAUGAAGAAGAGGAGCGUAAAAUCUUCACUCUGUGUGAAGAGAAGUUCAGCUCUGGUCAGCAGUACUUUGAGCUGAAGGUGAAGGAGAAUUAUAAUCAGAAGAAGAUCUCCUGGUAUGUCGGGGUGGCGACUGAUGAGGCUGAGAGAAUUCACAGGAUCCCAUUUACACCACAGAACGGAUUCUGGGUUCUCUGUUACGAGGAGGGAAAAGGAGUUUAUAUCAGAGAGUCACCAAAAAUUCCAACACCAUUGUCACAUAUCAGUGAUGAUCUCAGUGUUAUAGGAGUGUUUUUAGACUGUGAUAAUCACACUCUGUCCUUCUAUAAUACUGAAACACAAUCACACAUCUACACUUUCACCAGUGUAACAUUCAGAACAUCACUGCGUCCUCUGAUCAGCCCUGGAAUACGAGACAAAACACCUGUACACAUCUGUUAAAGAUCAGUGAUUCCAUUUUAGCAUCUGAACACAGAAAGAUAAAGCUAAUCUCUACUGGUAGUUCACAACCCAGAGAAUCACACUCCAGCUCUAAAGCUAUAGCAGGAAAUGUAAUGUGUCUUCAUACAUAUACACUUGAACAGUGGAGCAGAAAGUUUUAGCACCAUUUGCUCAAGGGCUCCAACAAUGGCAGCAUAGAGAUCUUGGCUAUGGAACCCACAAUCAAUAAUCCAGUGCUUUAAACACUGAGCCACCACUGGCCCUGUGACCAAAACUUACCUAUUAUUUGCACGAACAGUAAUGUUAGCUACUGCCACUUGAUAAUAUAUUGAUAAAGAUUCUUUAAACACUGCAAGUCACUAAUAAUUCAUUUUAAUACAGGCAGAUUCAUAGAGUUAUAGCGCUUUCUAACCAUGUAUGUUGAGCAUUGAAGAUAUCAGUAAGUGCCAGGAGCCAAUGAGGACCUUUAUAUGUAUUUCCACUGAUCCAAAGUCUAUAUAGGCAAGUCUAUCCACUCUGCAGCCACGCAAAACCAGCACCUACACGAGUGCAUCUCAAAAAAUUACAAUAUUAUUGAAAAGUUACUUUUUUCACUAAUAAAGUUAAAAAUGUGAAACUCAUAUUAAAUACAGGGGUUGGACAGUGAAACUAAAACACCUGGUUUUAGACCACAAUAAUUGAUUGUCCUGAUGGACAGUUCUGGUGGAAACAGGAGAGUUGAGGUGCACAUUGAAUUCUGCCAUGAUUUGAUCAGCCGUGGUUUUAUGUUUUUUUGGAUACAAUCCGGGUUAGCACCCGAACAUCCCUUUCAGACAGCUUCCUCUUACAGCGUCCACAGUUAAUCCUGUUGGAUGUGGUUGGUCCUUCUUGGUGGUAUCUCGCUGACAUUACCCUGGAUACCGUGGCUCUUGAUGCAUCACAAAGACUUGCUGUCUUGGUCACAGAUGCUUCAGCAAGACGUGCACCAACAAUUUGUCCUCUUUUGAACUCUGGUAUGUCACUCAUAAUUAUGUGUGCAUUGUAAUAUUUUGAGCAAAACUGUGCUCUUACCCUGAUAAUUGAACCUUUACACUCUGCUCUUACUGGUGCAAUAAUGUGCAAUUAAUGAAGAUUGAUCACCAGGCUGCUCCAAUUUAGCCAUGAAACCUCCCACACUAAAAUGAUGACAGGUGUUUCAGUUUCAUUGUCCAACCCCUGUAGAUUACAACCAAUGAAAACUCAGUAGUUCAGUGUCUUGGAGAUUUAGAAUAUUAUAUAAGACCAACUGAAUCUUUUGGCAGUGUGCCAAGUCCUGCUGGAAAAUGAAAUCUGCAUCUCAAUAAAAGUUUGACUGCAGCCUAGAUUUUGGAACACAGCUCAAGUCCCCUCAC